AGUUUCCCCUGGUGUCCUACUACAAGUCAGAAAACACGGCUUGACGGAGGGAAAUCUUAGUAAAUUCGUAUUCCUCACGCGUCGUUGGUGACGUAUCCUAAUUCAUAGAAAAUUAUGUACGAAUUAAUUGAAGUUUGAUUUACUUGUUUCUUCUUAAUUCUUCAUUUGAAAAAUUGGAAAUCGGAGCCACAGUCGUCUAAUUCAAAGCCCUAAAUCCCCAAAUGAAAGAGAUGGAGAUGUCGAAGAACGACGAACCAGUCGUCGGAGUUCCCUACUAUGUCCAUCAGAAUCCUUAUCAAGCUGGAAUGAUCCCCCCAAACGCCGUCUUUGGGGACCCUAAGGGUGUUCCGAUCCAACAGACCAUUUACCGGGACACACCUGCCCCUUUCAACUGCCUCUACUGUGGUAGUUCUGGUCUCACCACCGUCAGAUCAAAGUUAAGUCUGGCAGCUGUUAUUGGUUGUAUGAUGCCAAUGAUGCUUGGAAUUUGUUUUCUUUGCCCUUCAAUGGACUGUCUAUGGCAUAAAUAUCAUUUUUGCCCGAGUUGCAAAGAAAAGGUUGCCGACUUCGAGAAAUCGGAUAUUUGUGCUGUGAUGGAUCCUCCUCAGUGGACGCAGGAAAGCUUUGCCCUGCCUGCAGUUUAACUCUGUUCUACACAAUUCACACUUUUACUUCGGAAUGUUUCACUUCUGCGCACGCUCUCUCUGAACCCAUUACUAGAACAAAUUACACAAGAAUGCCCGUACAUAUAUAUAUUCUCAAAAUGUUAUUGUAAAAUACAAUAUUUCUAGAACAUCUAUGCUUCUUGGUUUGCAUAAUGUGAUCAUCAUUGUUCAUACAAUAAAAAUGUUCGUGAAUUUUGGCCAAAA
This is a messenger RNA of Humulus lupulus (European hop), 869 nucleotides long. RefSeq names its product GSH-induced LITAF domain protein. NCBI's taxonomy places the organism in Eukaryota, Viridiplantae, Streptophyta, Magnoliopsida, Rosales, Cannabaceae. The transcript is spliced from 3 exons. The record is from RefSeq and is a predicted model, not a curated record. The coding region runs from base 222 to 644 and encodes 140 amino acids. Gene Ontology annotation, molecular function: zinc ion binding.